GCGCAGCUGCGGCUGCAUCAUAGCGGGCGGGGGAGUGGGGAGGCAUAGGGGCUGCGGUUCUCACCAUCUCCCCAGUUCCACCUUCUCCCCACUCCUAAGUCUUUCUUCCAAGGGGUGAUGGAUGAAGGCAGGAAAGCCUACGUUCUCCAUUUAUGCACAUCCCCCAGCUAUCUCCACGUGGGGGCUGCUGUCCUGCUUCCUCCCCUUUGCAGUCCUCCUUGCGGGUUCGCAGUGAGGGCAGAAGCCAAUAAUCUGACAUGGAGCAUGUCUUCACCCCGCUGGAAUGCCUGCUGCCCGCUGGAAAUUUGAAAUAUUGCCUAUUGAUCCUUAAUCAGCCUUUGGACAGAAGUCAUUUUCAUCAUCUGUGGAGCAAAGCUCUUCUAAAAGCCUGUGCUGAUGGAGGUGCUAACCAAUUGUAUCAUGUCACUGAAGGAGAGCGGGAGAGCUUCUUACCUGAAUACAUCAGUGGAGAUUUUGAUUCUAUUAGACCUGAAGUCAAAGAGUACUACGAAGCCAAGGGAUGUGAACUUGUCUCAACUCCUGAUCAAGACUACACUGAUUUUACUAAGUGCCUUAAAGUGCUCCAGGAGAAGAUAAUGGAAAAGAAGCUCCAGGUUGACCUGAUUGUGACUUUGGGUGGACUCACAGGACGGUUUGACCAGAUCAUGGCUUCUGUGGAGACCCUUUUUCAUGCAACUACCAUCACUCCAGUGCCUGUUAUCAUCAUACAAGCAGGUUCCCUCAUUUGCCUGCUUCAGCCAGGAAAGCACAAACUGCAUGUAGACACUGGAUUUGAAGGUGAUUGGUGUGGCCUUGUUCCUGUUGGACACCCUUGUAAGCAAGUCACCACAACAGGCUUAAAAUGGAAUCUCAAUGAGAUGUUUGGUGGACAGCCAGAGUGGUCCAUUGGUACCUUCAAGAUACCAAGAAAAAGCAAGAGCAAGAACAUGGAGUCACACAGGAUCGAGAGGAAUGGAUUGGCUUUGACCUUCAUUAUUAGAGGAAACUCCUACAUCCCUGAGGCAAAAGACCUAUUUUGGUAUUUGAAUAUAGCCAAUAGUGUGCUCAUGUUCGGAACCCUGGUCAGCACUUCAAACACUUAUGAUGGCUCUGGAGUUGUGACUGUGGAAACAGAUCAUCCACUCAUCUGGACCAUGGGCAUCAAAGAUAAACCCACAGAAUGACUUCAAAAUCCACCCCUGCCUUACCUAAUCUGUUUAUGACUGAAAAACAGGAGGAAUACAUCUGGAUUAGAAUAGUUAUAUAAGUCAUGAAGUGGAAGGGGGGCUAGUUUGUUAUUUUGGUUUGUUUUUUUUUAAUAGUUGUUUUCAUGCAAUUUAGGAUAUAACAUUUUAAAGGAGAGAUUCUAAUUUUUUUUAAAUGAAGGGAAAAAUUGAUGGCUAAUUAAUGUUAUCAAAAUCAGUUUAUUUAUUUAAAACAUGAAUAUGGAUCAGUCCUUUCUAAAAUUCAAAUCUGAUUAUUCACAGUAGAAUUCAUCAAACCCUUCUCCUUAUCCUCCCAAUAAU
Phascolarctos cinereus (koala) is the source of this 1526-nucleotide messenger RNA. RefSeq names its product thiamin pyrophosphokinase 1 (gene TPK1). Gene Ontology annotation, molecular function: ATP binding; thiamine diphosphokinase activity; thiamine binding. Lineage: Eukaryota; Metazoa; Chordata; Mammalia; Diprotodontia; Phascolarctidae. Gene Ontology annotation, biological process: thiamine diphosphate biosynthetic process; thiamine metabolic process. The record is from RefSeq and is a predicted model, not a curated record.